This is a messenger RNA of Glossina fuscipes, 693 nucleotides long. Its product is annotated as zinc carboxypeptidase-like. Gene Ontology annotation, biological process: proteolysis. The record is from RefSeq and is a predicted model, not a curated record. NCBI's taxonomy places the organism in Eukaryota, Metazoa, Arthropoda, Insecta, Diptera, Glossinidae. The transcript is spliced from 4 exons. Gene Ontology annotation, molecular function: zinc ion binding; metallocarboxypeptidase activity. Bases 1 to 693 code for a protein of 230 amino acids.
AUGGAAUUGUUGUUUUCCAUGAAUCCUGAUGUACGUGAACUGGCCGAGAGUCUUGAUUGGUGGAUAAUACCUGUAUUGAAUGUUGAUGGUUUUGUUUAUUCGCAUGAGAAGGAGCGGUUGUGGCGUAAAACAAGAAGACCCGCUUCUGAUGCCGAAUGCGUCGGUGUCGAUUUAAAUCGUAAUUUCAAUUUUAAAUGGGGACUUUUAAAGUGUGUAGAUCCUUGCUCAAGUAUAUAUAGCGGUCCUUAUCCUCAAUCUGAACCAGAAGUUGAUCAACUAACCAAGUUUAUAAAUAACAAUAUUCCCGAAGAUUCUAUUAAAAUUUAUGUUGCAUUACAUUCUCCCGCGCAAUCUGUACUUACACCAUUCACCCACACGAGAGUGCCCCCUAAAAGCUAUGGGGAACUGAUGUAUGUAGCAAAUGCUUUUGCUGACGCUCUCUAUCCGCGGUAUCAUACUAGAUACAACUGUGGAAACAGUGGCAAUAUGUUGAAAAUGUUUUCUGGAGGCAGCAAAGAUUGGGCCUAUUCAGUGAAACAUGUACCGAUAGCAUACACGAUUGAAUUACCUGGUAAAGGCAGACCGUCACCACCCUUUGAGUUACCAGAGAACGCAAUUUUACGUACAAGCGCGGAAAUGUUAGAUGGAUUCAAAGGAAUGAUAAAAGCUGUUAAGGAACUCGGUUACAUAUAG